Messenger RNA from Xiphophorus hellerii (green swordtail), 971 nucleotides. RefSeq names its product muscle segment homeobox 3 (gene msx3). The coding region runs from base 160 to 891 and encodes 243 amino acids. Gene Ontology annotation, biological process: embryonic morphogenesis; regulation of transcription by RNA polymerase II. Gene Ontology annotation, cellular component: nucleus. The record is from RefSeq and is a predicted model, not a curated record. NCBI's taxonomy places the organism in Eukaryota, Metazoa, Chordata, Actinopteri, Cyprinodontiformes, Poeciliidae. The transcript has 2 exons. Gene Ontology annotation, molecular function: RNA polymerase II transcription regulatory region sequence-specific DNA binding; DNA-binding transcription factor activity, RNA polymerase II-specific.
GCUCUUCACUGAAGAAAAUGCGAGCCUGUGCGUAAAACUCAGCUUACCAGCGGAUGCGCUGCGUCAGCGGAACCACAACGAUGACCCUGAUCUUCAUCAAGUGAACACACGCAAACAUUAAAAAAGCAGCGGGGAGAACGGUGGGGGGAAAGUGGUUGCAUGGCACCGCAGUCGUGCGUAAUGAAUCCUGCGCAAGGAUCACCGGCCUUGGACACAUCGCGUCAGGAUAAAGCCGCUGAAGAAACUGGAGCCGAGGAGCUGGACAUGGCACCCAGAAGGAGCUGUAAAACCAAAGGUUUCGAGCUGCCUUUCAGUGUGGAAUCCCUCAUAUCGGACAGGACCUCUCCGUGCAGCAGCUCCCGCUCCUCUGACCUUAAGUCAGGCUGCGUCCGCACGGAGGAGACAGAGUGUGCGUCACCGAGAGGGAUCUGUGGGUCCAAACUGGAGGCGGUGGACCUUAGCGACAAGGAGAGGACCUGGCUCCAGGAUCCAUACCAUGCACACACAAGAAUCCCAAGCCCAACUACGUGCAACCUGCGGAAACACAAGAACAACAGAAAACCCAGGACCCCCUUCACCACAUCCCAGCUGCUCUCUCUGGAGAGGAAGUUCCGUCAGAAACAGUACCUGUCCAUCGCGGAGAGAGCAGAGUUCUCCAACUCCCUGAACCUCACAGAGACCCAGGUCAAAAUCUGGUUUCAGAACCGCCGAGCCAAAGCCAAGAGACUGCAGGAGGCCGAGCUGGAGAAGAUAAAGCUGGCCGCAAAGCCGCUGCUGCCGGCGUUCGCCUUCCCCUUCCCGCUGAGCGCAGCGCCUCUGUACGGAGCUCGGCCUGCUUUCCCCGUACCCGGACUACUCAGCAGGCCUUACGGGAUGUAUUACUUGUCUUAACUAAUAUCCAGGACGCUGCGUUGGAAAAGCGUUAAUCAAAUAUGUUUUUAGAAAGAAAAUAACAAAUGUCACAAAACAUA